Molecule: messenger RNA, 2460 nt
Organism: Andrographis paniculata
Lineage: Eukaryota; Viridiplantae; Streptophyta; Magnoliopsida; Lamiales; Acanthaceae
Product: L-ascorbate oxidase homolog
Exons: 9
Coding region: 615-2237 (540 amino acids)
Molecular function (GO): oxidoreductase activity; copper ion binding
Source: RefSeq, a predicted model, not a curated record
GUAACGAUUUCAGAUUCCAUUUAGAAAGUAAGACGGUUUCUUCCUCGCCAGCCUUCUGAAUCGUGAGAAACCUUGCGAGCCCUAUGGUAACCAAACUGUUCUCGACGGGUUAAAGGCUGAGUAAAAUUCAUUGCAGAAAGUGGUAAAGCUGUUCCCAAGAAAAAGAAUGAAUCUUCUUCUCUUCAAGGGACAAGGUGAGAGAGAAGAACACGGUAUUACCACAUUCACGCGGAUUGGUCCCAUCCCAUCCCCAGCCCGGCUGUCCUCUCCUUAAAUGAUUCUUUCAUCCUUAAUUAAUUUUCUUAUUAAUAUCCAUUAUCAUACCUUCCAAUUUCACUGCUUACAUUAAUACUUUCUUGUUUGUUUGUUUUAGAUUACAUUAACCAUAGCCCUUUAAGCCGGCACUUACCAAAUCUAUCUUUUGCUGGUAAUUUUACGUGUGUAUACAGCUGGACAGUGUCCACACUUGUUGACUUCUCCAUUGGUUUUUCCCCAGAGACACGGGCACACAUUCUUCAAAUAAAUACCCCUCUUUCAUUCUGACCAUCUUCUUCUUCUUCUUCUUCUUCUAUCAGUCCCUCAUAACCAUUCUCAGUACUUCUCCCCCCUCCAAAAUGCAGCAUCAGCAGCAGAUAAGGUUGUCAUUUCUGUUAGUGUUGUUUGCCUUAUGCGCAGCAGAUGAUCCCUACAGGUUCUUCACUUGGAAUGUCACUUAUGGCACUAUCUAUCCUCUUGGCGUCCCUCAACAGGGUAUUUUGAUAAAUGGGCAGUUUCCAGGUCCUAAUAUCUUCUCAGUAACCAAUGACAAUAUCAUUGUUAAUGUAUUCAACAGCUUGGAUGAGCCUUUUCUCAUUCACUGGAGUGGGAUUCAGAACAGGAGGAACUCUUAUGAAGAUGGAGUUUAUGGAACAACAUGCCCUAUUCCUCCUGGGAAGAAUUUCACUUACAUUCUUCAGAUGAAGGAUCAAAUUGGGAGCUUCUUUUAUUUCCCAUCCUUAGCUUUCCAUAAGGCUGCCGGAGGUUUCGGAGGCAUUCGGAUUCUUAGCCGGCCUCUUAUCCCUGUCCCAUUCGAUCCCCCGGCAGAUGAUUUCACUGUCCUGAUUGGAGAUUGGUACAAAGCUAAUCACACUAGUUUGAGAGCCAUUCUUGAUGGAGGCAACAAAUUGCCUUUCGUCGAUGGAAUCCUCAUCAAUGGCCGCGGUCCGAAUGCUACUUCUUUCACAGUCCAACAAGGGAAGACGUAUAGGUUUAGGAUAUGCAACGUCGGGUUGCAAAACUCGCUCAAUCUCCGGAUUCAAGGGCAUAAGAUGAAAGUUGUCGAGGUCGAAGGAACACACACUUUGCAGAUCAGCUACUCCUCCCUCGACAUUCAUCUCGGACAAUGUAUGUCUGUUCUUGUAACGGCCGAUCAGCCCCCUCAGGAUUAUUACAUUGUAGUGUCGACCCGGUUCUCGACUCCCAUCCUCCUGACCACCGGCUACCUUCGCUACUCCGGCUCCAAUCGCCCUGCCUCCGGACCCCUGCCAGGAGGACCAACCACCGAAAUCGAGUGGUCCCUCGAUCAGGCUCGCUCCAUCAGGACGAACCUUACAGCGAGCGGACCAAGGCCGAAUCCGCAAGGCUCUUACCACUAUGGCAUGAUCAAUACUACAAGAACAAUCAGGCUUUCGAGCUCUGCCGGACAGGUUAACAACAAGCAGAGAUAUGCGAUCAACAGCGUCUCCUUUGUGCCGGCUGAUACCCCUUUGAAACUAGCCGACUAUUUCAAAAUUGGCGGUGUUUUCCGCGUUGGGAGCAUACCUGAUUCGCCUACUGGUGGAGGGAUAUACCUCGAUACGUCGGUUCUUGGUGUCGACUACAGAGCGUACAUUGAAAUUGUAUUUAUCAACGACGAGGAUAUUGUGCAGAGCUAUCACCUCAACGGAUACUCGUUCUUCGUAGUCGGAAUGGAUGGAGGGCCAUGGAGUUCGAACAGCAGGAACGAGUACAAUCUUCGCGACGCAGUCUCGCGGUGCACGGUUCAGGUGUAUCCCAAGUCAUGGACAGCCAUUUAUAUUCCUUUAGACAAUGUAGGAAUGUGGAACCUCAGAUCGGAGUUUUGGGCUCGGCAGUACCUCGGACAGCAACUGUAUCUAAGAGUUUACACGACGUCAACCUCGUUCAGAGAUGAGUAUCCUAUCCCGAAGAAUGCUCUGCUCUGUGGCCGAGCUAGUGGCCGGCGCACUCGCCCUCUCUAAGCUAGCUCCGGCUCCGGCGACAGAGGCGAAACAUAAGCAUCGAAAUUGAGAUCGAAGACCCAAGCAAAGCCAUAAGGGGAUUGUUGUUCAUUAUAAUUUUUUUAAGAAAAUGUCGAAUGAUCUUAGCUCAAGGUCUUACAUUCUUUGAAUUUUGCAUUGAUGUUGUAUCAAUUUAUAUACCAUUGGCGUUACUGUUAUAUUAAUUAUUGCUUGGUAUUGGGUU